CGCCAGAAGAAGUAAAGUGAAACCGCACCUGCUUCUGGUUCUGGUUCGGGUUCGGGUUCUAUUCUGCAAGAGCUUGGACUUGAGAUCGAGAAAGUAAGAGAAAGAGAAAAAGAGCGUUAUGGAUUCUUCUCACAUGGCUUCGCUUCCCGAAGAUACCACAGACGAGCACUCACAACAGCAAAUUCAACCUACCUCUGCCUUCGCUUCCGUUCCUCAUCGCCCACCGACUAAGAGCUCUUCAGAAAAAUACGCACCCGUAGAUUGGUCCGUGUAUUUUGACAAAGAAGACGACGUUGCAAUUCCCGAAUCAAAUGAUGUUUUUCACGUUUACAUGGCAGGAACAGAGGGCCCCGUUGUAUUCUGUUUACACGGUGGUGGUUAUUGUGGGCUUUCAUUUGCUGUCUCAGCCAAUAAAAUCAAGGAGAAAGCUAGGAUAGUUGCAAUGGACUUGAGAGGUCACGGGAAAUCAUUGACAGAAAAUGAUCUUGACCUAUCUGUUGAGACUAUGUGCAAUGAUGUAUUGGCUGUUAUAAAGGAGUUGUAUGGGGAUUCUCCUCCAGCAAUUAUUCUUGUUGGUCACAGCAUGGGAGGAUCAGUUGCUGUGCAUGUUGCUGCAAGUAGAUCAUUGUCCACCUUGGCUGGGUUAGUUGUUGUGGAUGUUGUAGAGGGAACAGCAAUGGCCUCUCUAAUUCAUAUGCAGAAAAUCCUAUCAAGUAGGAUGCAACAUUUUUCAAGCAUUGAAAAAGCUAUUGAAUGGAGUGUCAGGGGUGGCUCUUUAAGAAAUGUUGACUCUGCUCGUGUAUCAAUUCCUGCCACAUUAAAUUAUGAUGAUUCAAAGAAAUGUUAUGUUUACCGAACUGAGCUAGAAAAGACUGAACAAUAUUGGAAAGGCUGGUAUGAAGGCCUCUCAGAUAAAUUUUUGUCUUGUCCUGCUCCAAAGCUGUUGUUAUUAGCAGGAACAGAUAGAUUGGACAGGUCUCUCACAAUUGGUCAAAUGCAAGGGAAGUUUCAGAUGGUAGUUGUAAGACAUACAGGGCAUGCUAUUCAGGAGGAUGUACCUGAUGAAUUUGCAACUCUGAUCAUCAACUUCAUUUCUCGUAACCGAAUAGGCCCUCAUGGAAUUGAGAUACCCGGUCUUGGCAAGCCGGCCUUUUCGAAGCCUUGAAUCAGGUGUUAGAGAACCAAGAAUGACAACUACUGCAGCAUGCCAUGUGUCCAAAAUAAGGCGGAUUAGAGAUCAACAAGGUAGCCUUAUGGAGAAGGAAUUAAAAUGGUAACCCUAGCACCACAUUUUUUAUUGACUUCUAAUCCUUUUGGUCAUGAGCUCAUACAAAGGUUUGGCAACUGACUUUCAAAUUGUCCGUGACGAAGGUUGCUGCUUAUAAUUCACUGAAUUUUUCAUGUUCCAUUCAAACAUCGAAUAUACAUUUUCUCAACUUCAAGACGAUUGCAGUGAGUAUUAAAAAUUUAAAUCUACCUACUAAAUCUUUGAAUAAUCAUUAUCCUACUCACUAAAGCACACUUUAAACGUCCCAUAAGAAUGAGAUAUAUUAUAAAAAACUUUUAUAAAUAGCCUUUAAUUGUAAUUUUUAUGCCUUAGAAAGGGAUUAUUGUUCAGUUAUGCAACGUCUGUUAAGCGUUAUAGAAUUCAAGAAAAUCCACAAAUAUAAGACUUGUGUAAAUAAAUAUGAAUUGAUAUUAAUAAAUAAAAUUUGAACAAAAACAGUUUUAUACAAUUAACUACUAAAUUUAUAAAUAUCAUGAAUGCUUUUAAGACAUGAUAUCGGCUUGAUAUUAUUUUCUUACGGCAUAUAUCAUAUUUUUAAUUGAAUUAAAAUAUCUACAUCAGUAGUCUAAAUCGACAAUAAAAAAAUAUUACCAAGAAAAAGAGGGGAAAAAAAAAUCUUCGUUUGAAUCAAGCUAAAUUAAUAUGUAACUUUCUUUUAAAAAGAGUCGAGCUCAAGCAGGUUUAAUUCAAUGACGAGACUAAUAAACUAUUAUUUAGUCAACAAUUUUACCUAGUCUCCACCAACAUAGUAGCUCUAUUUCUAUGGGCCUUUCAAUCUUAGACAGAGGCACUCUCUUACAGAACAAAAUAACUAACGUUCAUGCAAAUGACAUGGCGAAAGCCAACCUUCGCCUCAAGCAAACGCUACCGACC
Abrus precatorius (Indian licorice) is the source of this 2161-nucleotide messenger RNA. RefSeq names its product protein phosphatase methylesterase 1. Gene Ontology annotation, molecular function: protein methylesterase activity. The record is from RefSeq and is a predicted model, not a curated record. The transcript is spliced from 14 exons. The coding region runs from base 119 to 1165 and encodes 348 amino acids. Lineage: Eukaryota; Viridiplantae; Streptophyta; Magnoliopsida; Fabales; Fabaceae. Gene Ontology annotation, biological process: protein demethylation.